AUGAAUUCACCCAGCAAGGGGAUGAAGACUGUCUCUGGGAGGUACCCUCGGUUCGAACUACGCGAUGAGCACAAGGCGGAGUUGAAGGAAGCCUUUGAUGUGUUCGACCGUGAGGGUACUGGUAUCAUCGAUAUCAGGGGUCUCCGCGUCAUUCUGCGAGCUCUGGGAUUCGAGACUGAGAAGGAAGAGUUGAAGCGUUUGGUUGGGAAAUACACAAGAGGGUCGGUGCCGAAGUCGGGUCCAGUGGUCGGGGAGGAGACGAUGACUGAUGAUAAGCAGUCGGAGCCACCCCAGUCCCGACAACAGCAGCUACGGGAUGCGUCACGACCAUCGACAGCGGCACAACAGGAUGGGGAUGAGGGCAAGGCUGAUGAGCAAGAGGAGGAUGGUGAGGAAGGGUCGCCAAGGGAGCAUGGUACGUUGGACUUCUAUGAAUUCCUAGAAAUUAUGUUGGAGAAGAUGACGGAGCAGGACUCGAGGGCCGUAGUGGAGAAAGCCUACCAUAUGUUCAAAGGGGAGUCUGGCAAGGUAUCGCAUGCUAAUCUCAAGUCGCUAGCGAUGGAGCUCGGUGAGCACUUAUCGGAGGACGAGCUGAAUGAGAUGAUGAAGGGGGCAGAUGUUGAUGGUGAUGGGCUGAUCAGUGAGGAGGAAUUCAUGAGGAUUAUCCUUAAGCCUGACAGCAGACCAUUCUGA
Molecule: messenger RNA, 693 nt
Organism: Perkinsus marinus ATCC 50983
Lineage: Eukaryota; Perkinsozoa; Perkinsida; Perkinsidae
Product: centrin, putative
Exons: 6
Coding region: 1-693 (230 amino acids)
Cellular component (GO): cytoplasm
Molecular function (GO): calcium ion binding
Source: RefSeq, a predicted model, not a curated record